Molecule: messenger RNA, 1295 nt
Organism: Aspergillus nidulans FGSC A4
Lineage: Eukaryota; Fungi; Ascomycota; Eurotiomycetes; Eurotiales; Aspergillaceae
Product: putative RNA binding protein Rnp24
Exons: 1
Coding region: 1-1074 (357 amino acids)
Cellular component (GO): preribosome; nucleolus
Molecular function (GO): RNA binding; nucleic acid binding
Source: RefSeq, a predicted model, not a curated record
AUGACCGGCAUUGGUGAAGGAAACCACAAGAAACGGAAGCUGCUCGACGGCGCUGAACUCGAGAUAGAUGUCUCUGCGCCUGAACCACCCUCAAAGAAGGCCCUUCGUAAAGCCAAAAAGAAGGCCACUGUUGCAGAUGCGAAGGCCGACACACAUCCUAAAUCUGAAAACGGAGGCACUGAAACCGCUCCUCAAAAACGUUCAGACUACGGCAUUUGGAUAGGAAAUCUAGCAUUUUCUGUGACAAAAGAAGAUAUACGGCGGUUUUUGACGACCAAUUGCUCAUUCACAGAUGCUACCAUCACUCGAGUACAUCUACCCAAGCCGUCGGACAAAAGUUCAAGGGCGCAAAAUAAAGGAUUUGCCUACGUUGACUUUUCCACUCCCAAGGCGUUAGAAGAGGCACUUGGGCUGAGCGAGCAGUUAGUUUCUGGGCGCCGUGUUUUGAUAAAAGAUGCGAAAAAUUACAAAGGCCGGCCGGAGAAGUCGCAAGAUGAUGGAAACAAUGCUCCUACAUCCUCGGGCCGCCCUCCCUCCAAACGCCUAUUUGUUGGUAACCUCAGUUUCGACACGACUAAAGAGUUUCUUGAGGAGCACUUUUCGCAAUGUGGAACCGUGACCAACGUCCAUGUCGCUACUUUUCAAGAUUCCGGGAAAUGCAAAGGUUAUGCUUGGGUGGAGUUUGAGGACUUGGAAGCGGCUAAAACGGCAGAGAGAGGGUAUAAAUAUAUCACUGAAGACAACGAGGAUGAAGACGAUUCGGCUCAAAAACCGCAGCGGAGAAAAAUAUGGCUGAACCAAGUUCUGGGCCGGCGCAUGAGACUCGAGUUCGCUGAAGACGCAACGACUCGCUAUAACAAACGGUUCGGUAAGAACGGGGAGGGGAAAAAGGGAGCUACAGGCAACGACGGGGAUGCAGAGCCCGGUGAUUUCGAGGAGGUCGCGGCUGAAAAGCCUCAACAGAAGAAGGCCAAGAACGCAAAGCCGGAUUAUACCCGCUACGACGAGUCCACCGUGCAGAAGCUGAGCGGCGCUAUUGUUGAGGGUCAGGGCAGGAAGACAACGUUUGACUGAAGUCGGAACAAUAAAGAGUCCCCUUUCAAUGAUAUGAGAAGAUAUAUACUGGGUCUACUCCUGUUCCAAUGUCGCUGUUUGGAAAUGGAUCGUGUAAGGACGAGAGCGAUAUUUGCUAUCUAAUCCUGCAGGAGAAGGGCAGCGUCUGGUAAUUUGACGUGGCACGAGAUAGACGUGAGAUCACUGAUACCCAAGGAAUGGAUUUACUCAACGCAGUGUUA